This is a messenger RNA of Urocitellus parryii (Arctic ground squirrel), 3917 nucleotides long. RefSeq names its product AAR2 splicing factor (gene Aar2). Lineage: Eukaryota; Metazoa; Chordata; Mammalia; Rodentia; Sciuridae. Gene Ontology annotation, biological process: spliceosomal tri-snRNP complex assembly. The record is from RefSeq and is a predicted model, not a curated record.
GUGUGUUUCCGCGGUCCCAGAGCGCGGUGUGAGCUAUUCUAGAAGACAGGGAAGAAGGAUUCUCCUUUUGGUUACCUACCACUGGCCUGUGGCUGCCAUGCAGAUGGAUCCUGAGCUGGCCAAGCAUCUCUUCUUUGAAGGGGCUACUGUGGUCAUCCUGAACAUGCCCAAGGGGACAGAGUUUGGCAUUGACUACAAUUCCUGGGAAGUGGGGCCUAAGUUCCGGGGUGUGAAGAUGAUUCCCCCGGGAAUCCACUUCCUUCACUACAGCUCUGUAGACAAGGCCAAUCCCAGGGAGGUUGGCCCUCGUAUGGGCUUCUUUCUUAGCCUGCAGCAGCGGGGGCUGACAGUUUUACGCUGGAAUGCCAUCCGGGAAGAGGUAGACUUGUCCCCAGCCCCAGAGGCUGAAGUAGAAGCCAUGAGGGCCAAUCUUCAAGAGCUGGAUCAAUUUCUGGGGCCUUACCCAUAUGCCACACUCAAAAAAUGGAUCUCACUCACCAACUUUGUUAGUGAGGCCACGAUGGAGAAACUACAACCUGAGAGCCGACAGAUCUGUGCCUUCUCAGAUGUGCUGCCGGUUCUCUCCAUGAAGCAUACCAAGGAUCGAGUGGGGCAGAACCUACCCCUCUGUGGCACUGAGUGUAAAAGCUACCAAGAGGGCCUGGCCCGGCUACCUGAAAUGAAACCCAGAGCUGGGACAGAGAUCCGCUUCUCGGAGCUACCCACACAGAUGUUUCCAGCAGGUGCCACACCAGCAGAGAUAACCAGGCACAGCAUGGACCUGAGCUAUGCGUUGGAGACUGUGCUUAACAAGCAGUUCCCCAGCAGCCCCCAGGAUGUGCUUGGUGAACUCCAGUUUGCCUUUGUGUGCUUCCUGCUGGGCAACGUGUAUGAAGCAUUUGAGCAUUGGAAGCGGCUUCUGAAUCUCCUUUGCCGAUCAGAAGCAGCCAUGGUAAAGCAUCACACCCUAUACAUCAACCUCAUCUCCAUCCUGUACCACCAGCUUGGUGAGAUCCCUGCCGACUUCUUUGUGGACAUUGUCUCCCAAGACAACUUCCUUACCAGUACUUUACAGGUUUUCUUUUCCUCCGCUUGCAGCAUUGCUGUGGAUGCCACCCUGAGGAAGAAAGCUGAAAAGUUCCAAGCCCACCUGACCAAGAAGUUCCGGUGGGACUUUGCCUCAGAGCCCGAGGACUGUGCCCCAGUAGUGGUGGAGCUCCCUGAGGGCAUCGAGACUGGCUAAUUCUGCAAAUGUUCAAGCCAUGAGAGGCCUCUUCCAAUUUGGCUGCAGCCCUGGUCUCUUCUUCACCAUAUCCCAUCCUGGAACCCUCCGGGCCAGUGAUCCUACCAGGUUUUGUAGAGAUGGAGCCAAAAUUCACUCCUUCACCAAUAAAUAAGUUCCUUCAUUGCCAAAGAGGCUAUAUACAUUCUGAAAGCACAUUUGUGGGUUCCCUGUCAGCCUGGCCCUGGUUCCAACCUGAUAGGCUCUUUUAAAAGCUUUUGGGAGAGACCUGCUUCAACAGCAGCAUAAUUCCUUCGGUUGAGAAGAAAUUGAACUGAAGGUCCAUGAGAACUAACUGCUUGUUCCAGAGGAUGAUUAGAAAACAAGAAGCCCCAGGGUUCCAAAAUGUCAGUUUGUGAUUUUUUUUUUUUUUUUUUUUUUUGAGUUAAAUGUAGGGUCAUGAGCUGAGCCAGAAUUUCUGCCUGCCUCUGGUUGAAUGGGAGUCCCUGACAGAAAGUGCGGGCCCUCAAGUGCCCAGUAUCAGCAGGGGUAACAAAGAAGACAAUUAGAUUGAGUGACAGGUAAUCAGCAUUAGCUAUUCUCCCUAAAUCCCAUGCUUCUGUCCAGAGGCCUGGUGGGUAAUCUGAAAUUGAUGUGGUUCCUGAUCUCAGGGGCCCAGCUGGUAUCACCUCCCAUUCAUUCUACUCUGAGAUCUCAGACCCAAAAGUGGGAUGUGGCAGCCCUCAGAUGUCCCCAUUCCUUACCAGAGCCACCAUGACUGUUUCUGAGGACCUGGAGAUUCUACCAUUAAAAAAAAAGGGUUUUGUCCAUGCAGGUUUCUUAGGCCCUGUUGACAUUUCAUGCUUUUUUCCUGAGCUCUGAAGAUGAUCUAGUCGGCCUAAAUCUUUCAUCCCUGCUAUGGAGUCUGUCAUCAGAGUAAUGAUGCUUCUGAUUUCCCAGGAGUCCCAAGGGCAUGCCCAUCGUGCUAUGUGGGCAGAGUUUUACCUUUGGAUGGACACAGUCCCUCUACUCUGACCUCACACUGUUGUACUCUUGAGUCUGGGUGCCAUCCUCUCCAGUGCUGGGGCUCACAGCAGGUUUCUGAAUGAGAAUUCCUGCUGUUUAAGGCUUUCGGUUUUUCUUGUUUCCUUGGAGAUGAUUUUCCAAGAGCAUAAUGUACAUUAAAGUCUGAAUCGAGACUAAUCCACUUGUGUGAUCUCUCUUACAGAUAAUCUCCCCACUUUCUGAGCAGCCAAGAUGCUGUCUAUAGAUGUAUAUCUCCCUGCAGAGUGCCCAGGAGACCCUGUCCUGCCCCUGGAAGGGGCAGGCAGCCAGUGUGACCUCUGUUCCUAGUGAGCAUUGGAGACGGGCACACCUUAGCUUUGUAAAAUCCUGCAGUUUCACCUCAUGUGAAUUUACUAUUAUUUUCCUCCUAAAAGCCCACUCAGCAGAAGUAUCUGGGGAGCUUGUUAAAAGUACAAAUUCCAGAGAAUAAAGUUCUAAUACAUGCUUCAACGCAGAUGAGCCCUCAAAACUGCUAAGUGAAGGAGGGCAGAUCCAAAGACCAUUCCAUUCACAUUGAAAUGUCCAUAGAGAUGAAAAAGUUCAUAGAGAUGGAUCGUCAAUCACUGGUUGAAUAGGGAAUUGAAAAUGACGGUUAAUAGGUUUGGGUUUCUUUAUGGGGCAAUGAAAAUGUGCUGGAAUUAGAUGGUACUGAUGGUGGUAACAAUCUUAUGAAUUCAGUAUGCUAAGAACCACUGAAAGUCUACAUCUUAAAAUGGUGACUAUUAUGGUAUAUAAGUUGUACCUCCAAAAUAAUUUCUAAAAGUGCAAAUUCCCAUCUCACCCUGCAGGGAUUCAGAGGCAGUAAGUUUGGAUGAGGCCUGGGUUCUGAAGCAUGCUCAUUUUGAGUGACAUUACUGAGCAGUAACAAGCAUUGUGCGUAGUACCUACAGUUGGGAAGAAUUUCCCUCCUACUGCACUGUCAGGGCGGUACUUGGAAGUUGGACCCUGUGACCUCGGUCCCCAAGCUCGUCAGUAUUCCUCUGUCUACUCAGACAUACCCCUGACACACAAACACACUGAAACAGGUUAAAUGAGACUAGCCACGUACAGUAAGUGGCCUGUUCUGUUAUUUCAUUAAAUCCUUACAACAUCAUAUGGUAACUAUAGUUAUCCCCAUUCGUCAUAUGAAAAUGUGUUCAGAGAAAUUAGGUCAUUUUGCCAGGGUUACACAGCUAGUAAGUAUAGUGGACAAGAGUCAAGCCAUGCUCACUGGUGCCCAUAGUCCACUCUGCUGCUGUGAUCAUAGCUACAGUUUACUCCUGAGCUGCUCCUGUGUGCCCAGGGCAGUUUUCUGCUCUACCCUGCUCCCCAGCUCUCACCUUGGCUCUACUGACAGCCAGCUGUGUGAUCUUGGGCAAACUGAUUGUAUUUGCUGGGCCUCCGUCCCCUUAUGUAGAAGAGAGGUGGCUUGGAUUUGGGGUUUAUGAUAUAGGUUCUCGAGGCUUCCUUGGCUACUUAAAAGUUGACCUUGUGUUAUUUUAAAUUUUUUUCAAAAGGAAAACUAUAAAGUAAUGUGGCUGGGCUGGCAAAAAUACAACCCAGUAUGUCUCUUUUGUUUGGGGCUGGAGUGAUAUCAAUUUUAGGUCUUUUGCAUGUUCCAGUUGGCAGUUCUGUAUGUGCCUUUGAUGAA